Messenger RNA from Penicillium soppii, 636 nucleotides. RefSeq lists its product as uncharacterized. The coding region runs from base 1 to 636 and encodes 211 amino acids. The transcript has a single exon. The record is from RefSeq and is a predicted model, not a curated record. Lineage: Eukaryota; Fungi; Ascomycota; Eurotiomycetes; Eurotiales; Aspergillaceae.
AUGGACCUGAGGUCUCCUAUGGCAGAGGAGAGGAGAUCCAAUGAGGUGGAUAGGGAAGAACUCAGAGCUGUCAAAUGUGUGGAAUGUAGGAUCAAGCGCGGGCCACAUGCGUGUUCGGAUAGUUUCUGCCAGAGCUUUAAACAAGCAGAAAGCAGCCGGGAAUCUUCAAAGACUCAUGCCAACGUGUCUAAGGAAACUCUGGACACGCUAAAGUAUGUGCCAUACACAGACCAGAAAGCAGUCGCCGCCCAACAACUUCGCAUUGACACGUUGCAAGACCAUGUUAUCAACUUGCAAGAUUCUAUUCAACAAUUCAAUCACUUGAAUGAACAAGUCAGCAUGCAUGAAGAUUUGUUGAAGAUAGCCAAUGAUCAAACGAAACUGCAACAAGAACUCAUGCAAACCCUAUGUGAUGCGCAAUUUUCGACGGCCCAUCAGGUCUCUUCCAUGGCAGACCAGCUUACACGCCUUGAACUACGUGCGCAAUUGACACAGAAAGGACAGCUUGAUGAAAAUGACUCACAGCACCCGGAAUCCGUUACUGGCAGAAGCAGUAGAGCUACUGAUAUCUCUGGUUUUGACUUCCUUUCAGACGAAGAAGCCUCCUGUCAAACUGCUUUGGGUUCGAGUUUUUGA